AGGUGACCAAAGGUUGUGGGACUCUGCUUAUAUAUAUAUAAUUUGUGUACACAUCAAACAAACAAAUGGUGGUUAAUUCUUUUUUUUUUUUUUUUUGGUUAUUUCUCUUAAUUUUAUUUUGCAUAUAGUUUUUAUUGGAACGCAACAAAAGGUGGUGGUUACAUGAGCAUGUAAUGGUUUAAGUGGCAAAGUCAAGCAGCCCGGCCCACAAUGUGAAAACCAUUAAAAGCCUUCCAUUUCUUUCAAGGAAAAGAAAAAGAAAAAAAAAAAAAAAAGGAAAGGAAAGUAAAGGAAAGCCAUGAAUUUGAGUAUAAGGUCAAUAGUCUAUGUUCAAAUUCUCAAGUGUGUUUUAUUAUAUGUGUAAAUAUCUUAGCAAUUUCCCUUUCAUUUUCCACACUUUUAACUAUAAUGCCAUUUAUUUCCAACUCACCCACCCAACUCAGCUCCCUAUUUAAAACCUCCAUUUCCUUCAACCAUUUUCACGUACAUCAAAGAGCUACGCCCAAAAUAAAUGCUCAUUCCCUUCUCCUUCUUUAUUUUUGUUUCUAACCUCUUUCUUCUUCUGUCUUCAAACAAGAACAGCCUUGUAAGUUUUAGACAAUGGAUAGACUUCCAAAAUGUGAAGCAAAUUAUGUUCCUCUCACCCCAUUAACCUUCUGGAAAAGAGCUGCUGCGGUUUAUGCCAACCGUACCUCGGUUAUAUACGAGCGCAUCCGCUUCACUUGGGGCCAAACUUCCGACCGCUGUUGUCGCCUUGCCUCCUCUCUUCGUUCCUUAAACAUUAUGAAGAACGAUGUUGUUUCUGUCUUGGCUCCAAAUGUUCCUGCUAUGUACGAGAUGCACUUUGCGGUACCUAUGACAGGAGCAAUCCUCAACACCAUCAAUACCAGACUUGAUGCCAAAACUAUUGCCACCAUUCUGCGCCACUCGGAAGCGAAGGUCUUCUUUGUUGAUUAUGAAUAUGUUCCUCUGGCACGGGAGGCCCUCCGGUUACUGAUGGAUCUUGUUUCAUCUGAAGCUAGUUUUCCAUUGGUCAUUGUCAUUGAUGACAUUGACUCACCCACCGGAAUCCGGCUAGGCGAGUUGGAGUAUGAACACCUUAUUCACAGGGGCAAUCCUAAUUAUGUCCCUGAAGAUAUUCAAGAUGAAUGGGCUCCAAUAGCCUUGAACUAUACUUCUGGUACAACUUCAGAGCCUAAAGGAGUUGUGUACAGCCACAGAGGUGCUUACCUUAGCACUCUUAGCCUAAUUCUUGGCUGGGAAAUGGGAAAUGAGCCUGUCUAUCUUUGGUCUCUCCCUAUGUUCCACUGCAAUGGUUGGACAUUCACAUGGGGAGUCGCUGCACGUGGAGGUACCAAUGUCUGCCUCCGCAACACCACCGCUUACCACAUGUAUCGUAAUAUUAAUGAACAUAAGGUGACGCACAUGUGUUGUGCACCUAUUGUCUUCAACAUCCUUCUUGAUGCAAAACCUCACGAGCGCCGCCCAAUAUCUUCCCCUGUUCAGGUCCUCACUGGUGGUGCACCACCACCAGCUUCACUCCUCGAGAAGAUAGAGCCAUUAGGAUUCCAUGUAACACAUGCCUACGGCCUAACGGAGGCCACAGGACCAGCACUGGUCUGCGAGUGGCAAAGGAAAUGGAACCAGCUACCAAAAGAUGACCAAGCAAAACUGAAAGCAAGACAGGGAGUCAGCAUACUAACACUAGCGGACGUAGACGUGAAGGAUCUCAACACAAUGGCAAGUGUUCCUAGAGAUGGAAAAACAAUGGGGGAGAUUGUGCUAAGAGGAAGUAGCAUAAUGAAAGGGUACUUCAAAGAUCCAAAUGCAACAUCAAAAGCAUUCAAGAACGGUUGGUUCGCGACAGGGGAUGUUGGAGUAAUUCAUCCAGAUGGGUACCUAGAAAUUAAGGAUAGAUCAAAAGAUGUUAUAAUAUCAGGUGGUGAAAAUAUAAGCAGUGUGGAAUUGGAAUCUGUAUUAUACAGACAUCCAAGAAUUCUUGAAGCAGCUGUUGUAGCAAUGCCACAUCCAACAUGGGGAGAAAGUCCAUGUGCAUUCGUUGCCACAAACAACAGCGCAGAGGGCCAAACUGAUGAUGUCACAGAAGAUGAUAUUAUAGCAUUUUGCAGGAAAAAUCUCCCAAGAUUUAUGAUUCCAAAGAAGGUGGAGUUCCUGCCGGAGUUACCAAAGACAGCAACUGGAAAAAUUCAGAAAAACCAGUUAAGGGUUCUGGCAAAGACUAUUAAGGUAUCUAAUGAAGAUAAUAAUAAUAAGUCCAAGAACAGCAGGAAUCUGCCCAGCAGAAAGAACGGCAAAUCUUCUGAUCAAGUUGCCCAAGUCAAUAAGGAAAUAGAAGGAUAUGUUGCUCAUCCUCAUGAACAUGUUCUUGCUAUGUCACGUCUUUGAUGUUGUUAUUUAAUUUAAUCUUAUUCUAGUAGUUAAAGACUUAUACUUCCAAUAAGGUUGUGCAUGUAUAGAGAGAGAAUUUCACGUCGUCUUUUAAUUGUUAAUUAGUUAACUUGUUUCUAAGAGAUUAAGAUACAACUGCUCUUUUCCUUUAUUAUGAGAUAAUCAACUGCUGCUACUUUUGUUCCUUUUUA
Molecule: messenger RNA, 2600 nt
Organism: Ricinus communis (castor bean)
Lineage: Eukaryota; Viridiplantae; Streptophyta; Magnoliopsida; Malpighiales; Euphorbiaceae
Product: trans-cinnamate:CoA ligase, peroxisomal
Exons: 2
Coding region: 601-2406 (601 amino acids)
Source: RefSeq, a predicted model, not a curated record